Molecule: messenger RNA, 3084 nt
Organism: Phyllostomus discolor (pale spear-nosed bat)
Lineage: Eukaryota; Metazoa; Chordata; Mammalia; Chiroptera; Phyllostomidae
Gene: SIM1
Product: SIM bHLH transcription factor 1
Exons: 12
Coding region: 748-3048 (766 amino acids)
Biological process (GO): regulation of transcription by RNA polymerase II
Molecular function (GO): protein dimerization activity; RNA polymerase II transcription regulatory region sequence-specific DNA binding; DNA-binding transcription factor activity, RNA polymerase II-specific
Source: RefSeq, a predicted model, not a curated record
CUAAACCCUGUACAGUAUAAAGAAGUUACAGGGGGGCGUUUUCGGCUUCCAAUUAGGAAUUACACUAGCAACUACCCAGGAGGAGGAUUCUAAAACUACCUCACCCGUCCCAAGCCUGCACCCCCCUUCUUCUCCCACGCACCCCUCCCCCAAUUCAUGACCGAGAGAGAAAAGGGAGCCAGGGCGCUCUCUGCUCCUCUCUGCCGGUGGGAAGCGGAGAGGCCCGCGGAGUUGCUUAGUCGGACCUUAGACAUGAGUCCAAUUACGAGGCGGGCGCCUCCGCACCCGUUGCCGCCAGCGGGGACUGAAGUGGCCUGAGAGAGUGGUCCGGCUUUCCAGUUCUCUGCACAGGGACCUGGGGCCGUCUCAAAUGCCGCGGAAGUGAAGAGCGAACGUCGGGGAUUAUGUCGAUUUUCCGAGGACCGGGGUUCGCAGCGCGGAACAGAAGAAAAGGCUGGCUCCUCGGGGGUCCCGCCGGCAUUUGAUAUCUAGAGACUGCCAGGAUUGCCCAGAUUGCCCUGGAUUAGCAACUUUCCUAUAUAUGCACCCGUAUUUUUAAAGAAAAUAGUUUCUGUUCGCCUCGUGGGUCUUUUACCACCACUAAUACACCGAAGCAAAGACUUUAGUCUUUUCAUGGAAAGUAUGCUUUAUAUUUUUGCGAAAUAUGAUCUGUAAGUGAAAGUUUAUUUUGGUUUUGAAUGAAUCUGUGGAGUUUGUGUUGUAAGAAGAAAGGGGGAACGAGACACAAUGAAAGAGAAGUCCAAAAAUGCUGCCCGGACUAGGAGGGAGAAGGAAAACAGUGAAUUUUAUGAACUGGCUAAAUUACUGCCUUUGCCCUCGGCUAUCACUUCGCAGCUGGACAAAGCAUCCAUAAUCAGACUCACGACCAGCUAUCUCAAAAUGAGAGUAGUGUUCCCAGAAGGGCUCGGAGAGGCGUGGGGCCACUCGAGUCGGACCAGCCCCCUGGACAAUGUAGGCCGAGAGCUGGGCUCACAUCUGCUUCAGACCCUGGAUGGUUUCAUCUUUGUGGUAGCCCCAGAUGGGAAGAUCAUGUACAUCUCGGAGACAGCCUCAGUCCAUCUGGGUCUUUCUCAGGUAGAACUGACCGGGAAUAGCAUUUACGAAUACAUCCACCCGGCCGACCACGACGAGAUGACAGCGGUGCUCACGGCUCAUCAGCCCUACCACUCUCACUUUGUCCAGGAGUACGAGAUCGAGCGCUCCUUCUUCCUGAGGAUGAAGUGCGUCUUGGCCAAGAGGAACGCGGGCCUCACCUGCGGCGGCUACAAGGUCAUUCAUUGCAGCGGCUACCUGAAGAUCCGCCAGUACAGCCUGGACAUGUCCCCCUUCGACGGCUGCUACCAAAACGUGGGCCUGGUGGCCGUGGGCCACUCGCUGCCGCCCAGCGCCGUCACGGAGAUCAAGCUUCACAGCAACAUGUUCAUGUUCCGUGCCAGCCUGGAUAUGAAGCUCAUCUUCCUGGACUCCAGAGUGGCGGAGCUGACGGGCUAUGAACCUCAGGACUUGAUAGAGAAGACCCUGUACCACCACGUGCACGGUUGCGACACCUUCCACCUGCGCUGCGCCCACCACCUGCUGCUGGUGAAGGGACAGGUGACCACCAAGUACUACAGGUUCCUGGCGAAACACGGCGGCUGGGUAUGGGUGCAGAGCUAUGCGACCAUCGUGCACAACAGCCGCUCGUCCAGGCCCCACUGUAUCGUCAGCGUCAACUAUGUUCUUACGGACACAGAGUACAAAGGGCUACAACUCUCCCUGGAUCAGAUCUCAGCCUCCAAACCAACCUUCUCCUAUGCCAGCGGCUCCACUCCUACCAUGUCUGACAGCAGGAAGGGGGCCAAGUCCAGACUCUCCAGUUCAAAGUCAAAAUCCAGGACUUCCCCAUACCCUCAGUACUCUGGAUUUCACACAGAAAGAUCGGAAUCUGAUCACGACAGCCAGUGGGGCGGAAGUCCCCUGACAGACACAGCCUCUCCGCAGCUGCUGGACCCCGCGGACAGGCCAGGCUCUCAGCACGAUGCGUCCUGUGCCUACAGACAAUUCUCUGACCGCAGCGCCCUCUGCUACGGCUUUGCGCUCGACCCCUCCAGGCUGGUGGAGGAGAGGCAUUUCCACACCCAGGCCUGUGAGGGAGGCCGCUGUGAGGCCGGCAGGUACUUCCUGGGGACGCAGCAGGCGGGGAGGGAGCCCUGGUGGGGCUCUCGCGCAGCCCUGCCCCUGACCAAGGCCUCCCCAGAAAGCCGAGAAGCCUAUGAAAACAGCAUGCCUCACAUCGCUUCAGUCCACAGGAUCCACGGGCGAGGUCACUGGGAUGAAGACAGUGUGGUCAGUUCUCCAGACCCCGGAUCGGCCAGCGAAUCAGGGGAACGGUAUCGCACUGAGCCGUAUCAAAGUAGCCCACAUGAACCUAGCAAAAUUGAAACUCUGAUAAGAGCUACCCAGCAAAUGAUUAAAGAAGAAGAGAACAGAUUGCAGCUAAGGAAAGCCCCCCCAGACCAAGUGGCUUCCAUUAACGGAGCUGCAAAAAAACACUCCCUCUGUUUUGCAAACUACCAACAGGCCCCACCGACAGGCGAAGUCUGCCAUGGUUCCACCCUUGCCAACACUUCGCCAUGUGACCAUAUCCAGCAGAGAGAGGGAAAGAUGCUGAGCCCCCAUGAAAAUGACUAUGACAACAGUCCCACUGCACUGUCUCGGAUAAGCAGUCCCAAUUCGGAUCGCAUUUCAAAAUCCAGUUUGAUCUUAGCUAAGGACUAUCUCCAUUCGGAUAUGUCUCCUCAUCAGACAGCAGGAGACCACCCUGCCGUGUCCCCAAACUGCUUUGGCUCUCACCGGCAAUAUUUUGAUAAGCAUGCUUACACAUUGACUGGAUAUGCCUUGGAGCACUUAUAUGAUGGCGAAACCAUUAGAAACUAUUCCUUGGGCUGUAACGGCUCCCACUUUGAGGUAACGUCCCAUCUAAGGAUGCAGCCAGACCCAGCACAAGGACACAAGGGAACAUCUGUUAUAAUAACCAAUGGAAGCUGAUGUUUUUCUAAAAUAUUUUGUUCUUUAAAGAUCUCU